Racocetra fulgida is the source of this 167-nucleotide messenger RNA. The record is from the annotation of a GenBank genome assembly. Lineage: Eukaryota; Fungi; Glomeromycota; Glomeromycetes; Diversisporales; Gigasporaceae.
AUCAUCAAAAUAAUAAUUCCGAUCUUAGUUCCGAUCUUAGUUCCGAACUUAAUUCUGAACUUAAUUCCAACCCAUAUCAAAGUAGAUUGUUGAAAGCCAGCAUUACUACACAAAUACAUGCCCCAAGCGUAAGUUUUACUGUAAAGCUUAAAAAAGGUGUACCUUAA